Messenger RNA from Fonsecaea pedrosoi CBS 271.37, 4305 nucleotides. RefSeq lists its product as uncharacterized. Gene Ontology annotation, molecular function: ATP-dependent chromatin remodeler activity; histone binding; DNA binding. The record is from RefSeq and is a predicted model, not a curated record. Gene Ontology annotation, cellular component: nucleus. Bases 1 to 4305 code for a protein of 1434 amino acids. Lineage: Eukaryota; Fungi; Ascomycota; Eurotiomycetes; Chaetothyriales; Herpotrichiellaceae. The transcript is spliced from 3 exons. Gene Ontology annotation, biological process: positive regulation of transcription by RNA polymerase II.
AUGACUUCUGUUCAGUCCGCACCUGCGAUGCAGGCCAAUGUUCCCUCGCUCCCACCCAACCUCUCCCAAGCCCAAGUGCAGGAAGUUUAUCAAAAAUUCCAGCGCAUGAAAGCCCAAAAUGUCCCCGAAACCGACCCCGAGUACCUAAAGGCAUAUCGGUUUCUCACUGCCGUCCAGCAGCAGCAGAACUUCCGAAAACUACAGGCUCAAAAGCAAGCACAACUCCAGGCUCAACAACUGCAGGCUGCCCAAAAAGCCCAACACCAGCCACAAGCGCAAUUGGGUCAACAUUCUGGACUACAGGCUAAUGGCAGUGCUAACCCUCCAGCAACAAAUGGAAGUAGCAAUGGUCAACAAGAUCCAGCAGGUCCGGUGGUCAACGGGGCAACUUCUUCCACGCCGAGCUCAACCUCCGGACCCAACUCAGUACAAGCUGGAGCACAGGCACAACGUGUUCCUGCUCAGGCGAACGGCAGCUUCACGGCAGAACAGCUGAAUCUAUUGAGAACCCAGAUUUUCGCAUUCAAGACUCUGUCCAAGAAUCAGCCUUUACACCCCAGGAUACAGCAGCAACUAUUCCCAUCCCUCAAACAGCAAGCUGCCACGCCUACGGAGAGUAUUCCCCCCGGGGAUAAGGUCGCGGAGGGUACUGUCGAAGUGAAGGAGGACGGUGGUUCGACCGAAAUUGCUCGAGCCAAAUCGUUCUUCGACACCUAUCAGUCGCCUUACGAAAUUCUCUUGAAGGCGAUCAGCUUCUCAGACCAUUCACAACGUCCCAAGCGCCAGAAAAUCCCAAGCAUAAUGCCUAUUGGCCUUGACACUGAUCAAGUGCGAGAGGAGCAAGAACGGUUACUGUACAACCGCAUCCAAGCUCGAAAGUCUGAAUUGGCAGCACUGCCUGUCAACAUCGCGUCUUGGGAUACCAGUAAAUCCCUUGAACCCACUGCCGACGACUCUCUCAAGCUUAAAGCGUUAAUCGAGUACAAGAAGUUAUGUUUGCUUCAGAAGCAACGAGAUUUUCGCCGCGAAAUUCAGCAAGAGCUUUUCUACUACGAUAACCUAGCAAUGACAGCGAAUCGAUCAAUGCAUCGCCGGAUGAAGAAGCAAUCACUUCGCGAAGCUCGCAUCACCGAGAAACUCGAGAAACAGCAACGCGAUGCCAGAGAGAACAAGGAGAAGACUCGGCAAACAAACCAUCUGCAGUCCAUUGUCGCGCACGCCCAGGAUGUCAAGAGCAAUGCCAUCAGUCAACGCUCGCGUAUUCAGAAGCUUGGCCGGAUGAUGGUCACUCAUCACCAACAUAUGGAGCGUGAAGAACAGAAGCGAAUCGAACGGACUGCAAAGCAACGUUUGCAGGCACUGAAGGCAAACGAUGAAGAGACAUACCUGAAGCUUCUUGGUCAGGCGAAAGAUUCUCGCAUUACACAUCUUCUCAAGCAGACCGACGGUUUCCUGAAACAGCUUGCUGCCUCUGUCAGACAACAGCAACGGAGCGCAGCAGAGAAAUGGGGCGAAGACAAGUACACGGACGAGGAGGAUGAAGAAGAGGGUGACUCAGAAGACGAAGGCCGUGGUAAAGUGGAUUACUAUGCCGUUGCCCAUCGAAUCAAGGAAGAAGUCAACGUCCAACCCUCAAUCCUGGUGGGAGGUACUUUGAAAGAGUACCAGCUCAAAGGUCUUCAGUGGAUGAUUUCACUGUUCAACAACAACCUGAACGGUAUCUUGGCCGACGAGAUGGGUCUGGGAAAGACCAUCCAGACCAUCAGUUUGAUCACCUAUCUGAUCGAGAAAAAGCGCCAGUUAGGUCCGUUCUUGGUCAUUGUUCCCCUCAGCACACUCACCAAUUGGAAUCUGGAGUUUGAGAAGUGGGCACCCUCUGUCAGUCGCAUCGUUUACAAGGGCCCGCCAAAUAGCAGGAAGCAGCAGCAGAUGAGGAUCCGACAGGGUAAUUUUCAAGUCCUCCUCACGACAUACGAAUAUAUCAUCAAAGACCGCCCCAUUUUGAGUAAGAUCAAAUGGGUACACAUGAUCGUUGAUGAAGGUCAUCGCAUGAAGAAUGCCCAGUCAAAAUUAAGCAGUACCAUCACUCAGUAUUACACCACGAGAUAUCGGUUGAUCUUGACCGGUACUCCCCUACAAAACAACCUGCCUGAACUGUGGGCGCUUCUCAACUUCGUGCUGCCUACAAUCUUCAAAUCAGUCAAAUCCUUUGACGAGUGGUUCAAUACUCCUUUUGCCAACACUGGUGGACAAGACAAGAUGGAGUUGAGCGAGGAAGAGCAGCUCCUGAUUAUUCGUCGUCUGCAUAAGGUUCUGCGGCCUUUCCUGCUCCGUCGUCUCAAGAAAGACGUGGAGAAGGAUCUUCCUGACAAGCAAGAGCGGGUCGUCAAAUGUCGCUUCUCAGCACUCCAGACCAAGCUUUAUAUGCAAUUGAUGACGCACAACCGCCUGGCUGUGGCUGACGGCAAAGGUGGCAAGACCAGCAUGCGCGGUCUCAGCAACAUGUUGAUGCAGCUGAGAAAACUGUGUAAUCACCCUUAUGUCUUUGAGCCUGUGGAAGACCAAAUGAAUCCUGGCAGGGGAACGAAUGACUCGAUCUGGAGAACAGCUGGUAAAUUUGAGCUUCUCGACAGAGUCCUGCCCAAGUUCCGUGCUACUGGUCAUCGUGUGUUGAUGUUUUUCCAGAUGACUCAGAUCAUGAACAUCAUGGAGGACUUCUUGCGGUACCGUGGCAUACAAUAUCUUCGACUUGACGGCGCCACCAAGGCUGAAGAUCGAUCUGAGCUAUUGCGGGUUUUCAACGAGCCUGGAUCACCAUACUUCUGCUUUCUGCUUUCAACCCGAGCAGGUGGCUUAGGUUUGAAUCUUCAAACAGCAGAUACUGUCAUUAUCUACGAUUCAGAUUGGAACCCUCACCAGGACUUACAAGCUCAGGACCGUGCUCACCGUAUCGGACAGAAGAACGAAGUGCGCAUUCUCCGACUCAUCAGCUCCAAUUCGGUGGAGGAGAAGAUUCUGGAGCGAGCUCAAUUCAAGCUUGACAUGGACGGCAAGGUCAUUCAGGCGGGUAAAUUUGACAACAAAUCCACCAACGAGGAGCGGGAGGCUUUCCUAAAGACUUUGCUCGAGGCCGCCGAAGCGGCCGAACAAGUUGGGGAUUCAGAGGAGAUGGACGACGAUGACCUGAAUGAGAUUAUGGCUCGUACAGAGGAUGAACUGGUCUUGUUCAAGAAGAUGGAUAAGGAGCGUGAAGAGACCGAUCAGUAUGGACCCGGCCGACCGCUUGCACGCUUGAUGGAAGAAAGUGAGCUUCCCGACAUCUACGUGGCUGAAGACAAUCCGGUUCAAGAAGAGACAGAGGAAUAUACUGGUCGCGGCGCCCGUGUCAAAACUCAGGUCAAAUAUGACGACGGUCUCACCGAAGAACAAUGGCUUGCCGCUGUUGACGAUUCGGACGAUUCGAUUGGUGAGGCAGCCAAACGCAAACAGGCCCGAAUUGAAAAGAGACGGACCAACAAGCUCAAACGUGAGCGAGAAGCCGCUGGCGUCACCUCGUCGCCUGAACCGGAACAAGAGAGUUCUGAGGAGGAGCCGCCCCCAAAGAAAAAAGGCCCUGGACGGAAAUCGGCGGGGCAGAAGAGGAAGGCCGAGGAGAUUGAGGAUGAAAUACCAGCGACGAAACGCAAGAGGGGAAAGCAACCCAACAAAGCGGCCAUCGACACGUUGACUAGUUCGGAGCGAUCCGCCCUACAGAAAGCUCUCAAGGCUGUGUUUGCGUCUAUCAAGGCUCUUGAGGUGCCAGACUCGGAUUCAGAACAACAGUCGGAAGACGAGAGCGAUGACGAACCCCCCACAAGAUUGAUCAUCGGACCGUUCCUGGAGCUGCCGCCGAAGAAAGUGUACCCGGAUUAUUACAAUUACAUCACGGAACCCAUUGCCAUGGACAUGAUUGAGAAACGGAUCAACAGUCACCAAUAUACCAGCCUCAGAGAUUUCCAAAACGACAUAGCGCUCCUGGCAAAGAACGCAAAGACGUACAAUGAGGACGGGAGCAUGCUGUACAACGAUGCAAUUGCUAUCGAGAACCACUGCAAUGAGAUGGUAGCCAAGCAAAUUGCAGACAAUCCCAUCCUUGGGGAUAGGGGCCUUGACGGCGACUCGACAGCCCCAGGUUCGAGCGCCGGGACACCCCGAGGAUCUGUGGCACCAGCUGGCGGGACAAAGUUGAGAUUGACAUUGGGUUCUGGCAGUAAUGGAGUCGCAACGAACGGCACCACAAGCGGGGCAGCCAGCGGAGCAGAAUGA